Messenger RNA from Aspergillus wentii DTO 134E9, 1383 nucleotides. It is a transcript of the gene pgxB, whose product is annotated as putative extracellular exo-polygalacturonase. Lineage: Eukaryota; Fungi; Ascomycota; Eurotiomycetes; Eurotiales; Aspergillaceae. The record is from RefSeq and is a predicted model, not a curated record. Gene Ontology annotation, biological process: carbohydrate metabolic process. The transcript has 5 exons. Gene Ontology annotation, molecular function: polygalacturonase activity. The coding region runs from base 1 to 1383 and encodes 460 amino acids.
AUGAAAUUCCUCCCUCUUGCCCUAUUCAUAAGCACCGUCAGCAGCAUCGCUUUCGAUGGUGUCAUCCCCGGUGCCCGAGUCAUCCCAGCCAGCGAUACAGCCGGUCUGAAGAAGAUCGGAGCUCAUUCCGGUAAACAUCAAAACCGUCGUACAGUCACUAUCCGCCCUUCGAAGAAUGACACGGAUGAUAUUUCAUCGGACUUCCUCUGGGGAAUCAAGAAAGCCAACCACGGGGGACGAUUGAUGUUGAAAGAGGGAGAGACAUAUGUUAUUGGGACAAAGCUGGAUCUGACCUUUUUGGAUGACAUUGAAGUUCAGUUGGAUGGAGAACUCAAGUUCACUGACGAUGUUUCCUACUGGCAAGAAAACAACUUUUACUUCGACUUUCAAAAGUCUAUCACGUUCUGGCUCUGGGGUGGACAGGAUAUCAAAAUCUUUGGCACGGGCGUCAUGAACGGCAACGGUCAACGAUGGUAUAACGAGUUUGCUGGCAAGGAGAUUCUGGAUGACGAGAACACAUUUUAUCGACCCAUCCUCUUCAUGACAGACAAUGCAACCAGAGUCUCCGUCGAGGGCAUCACCCAGCUCAACUCGCCUUGCUGGACCAACUUUUUUGUACGCACCAAGGACGUUUCUUUCGACGAUGUCUUCAUCAAUGCCUUCUCGACAAAUGCUUCUGCCCUCCCCAAAAACACCGAUGGCUUUGACUCUCUUAACGUCGACGGUCUAUCCGUCACCAACACCCGGGUCGACGUUGGGGAUGACUGCUUCUCUCCAAAGCCGAAUACCACCAAUAUCUUUGUACAGAACUUGUGGUGCAACAAUACCCACGGCGUCAGUAUGGGAAGUAUCGGACAGUACUCGGGGGUGAUGGAUAUUAUUGAAAAUGCAUGGAUCGAAAAUGUUACCUUGCUCAAUGGACAGAAUGGCGCUCGUCUCAAGGCAUGGGCCGGUCAGGAUGUCGGAUAUGGUCGCAUCAACAACAUCACCUAUAAGAACAUCCACAUUGAGAACACCGACAAUCCCAUCGUCCUGGAUCAGUGCUACUUCAAUGUGGACACAGAAGAAUGCGCCAAGUACCCAUCCCAGGUGAACUUCACCAACAUCGUAUUUGAGAAUAUCUAUGGCACUUCUUCCGGUAAAGAGGGCAAGGUGGUGGGUGAUUUGGUCUGUUCGCCCAAUGCAGUUUGUUCAGAUAUUCAUCUUGAAGAUAUUGCAUUGACCAGUCCGGCUGGAAGCCCCCCAGUGAUUAUCUGUGAUGGGUUGAAGGGGGACAUUGGAGUAGAUUGUCAGUCGUCAUCUAAUACGACGACUAACACGACGACUAAGAGAUCGGUCUCCGACCGAAUGAUGGCGAGGAGGUUGGGACAUCUGGUACAUUAG